AUGUCCGAUCCAGACAGAGCUGCCAUCGAAGAAGAAAAGAAGGCUCUGAAGUUGAAGUUACCCCCCAUCGUCCACCCCCCAAAAGACAUAGGUGUCCUCACACCAAGUCAGAGUGAACUGAUCAGCUACAGAAGAGCCAGGGAGCAGCAGAGGACGAUCAACCAGUUAGUAAUUGAUAGAGCCAAAAAACAUUUAGAUGGAACAUUGGCUAAGAGGACACCUGUGUUACCAGAGAUAGAUUAUCCGAAUACUAUGACCAGUGAGCUGAAAAAAAAAGCAUUCAACUAUAUUUACAUGAAGCAAUGUGUAGAGAGUAGACCUAUAGUACCUAUUCAGCAGGAAUGGCUGGAUCAUGUGUUAAUGCUGAUACCUGAGUCUUUAAAGGAAGGGAAAGAAAAAGAAGAACUUCUGGAGCAUCUGAUAAAUGAGGUGUCAAAUGACUUUGAAAAAAGUAUGAAGAGACAUUUGGUGCAGAGUGUUCUUGUGAAACCGUCAGUUCACUGGCUCAAGGAUGAAGGAGGCCCUUUACCUGAAUCUCCUGUAGGCCUGGAUUACUCUAACCCCUGGCAUUCCAGCUAUGUGCAGGCAAGAAAUAAAAUACUAGCUAAUUUGCACAUUGUUCAUCCAACUAUGAAAAUGUUACUGGACCUUGGUUAUUCAACAUUUGCUAAUACAAUAUUACUGGACUUAACAGGAAUUAGAGCUAAAGGUCCAAUUGAUUGUGAGUCACUGAAAAAUGAUCUAUCAAUACAAGCCAGAAAGACAGAAGAGAAGAUAAUGAACACAUGGUAUCCAAAGGUCAUAAGUCUUUUUACCAAGAAGGAAGCACUAGAAGGCAUUAAACCUGAGAAAUUGGACGCAUUCUAUAACUGUGUUUCCACACUUAUGUCGAAUCAGCUAAAGGAUCUUUUAAGGAGAACUGUAGAAGGAUUUGUGAAACUCUUUGACCUAGAAGAUCAACAAAAGCUGCCAAUAUUUAAAAUGGAACUGAUGCUUGAUGAAGAUAAGAUGGAAUUCUACCCUACCUUCCAAGAUCUGGAAGAUGCUGUUUUGGGUGUGGUGGAGCGCAUAGCUGACGCUCUGCAGAAUGUCCAGACAGUACCCUCUUGGCUGUCAGGAACUUCCACACCUGUAAAUCUUGACACAGAACUUCCUGAACACGUAUUACAGUGGGCUCUUAGCACAUUGAAGGCGGCAGUACAUCGGAACUUAGAAGGUGUAAGAAAACAUUAUGAGAUGUAUGUUGAAAAAUAUAAUUGGCUUCUUGAUGGGACUGCUGUAAAAAAGAUAGAGGCAUUUCAGGCAGAAGAUCAUACUUUUGAUGAAUAUACAGAGUUUAUAGAUAAAUUUUUCAGUCUUGCCUCAGAAAUAAUGCUUUUGCCUCAGUGGGUUCAUUACCCUAUGGUGCGCCUGGAUUGUGAAGAUUUGAAAACAGGCCUGAAAAAUAAAGCCAGAGACUUUGCGAACAGAUUACUAAAUGAUAUAGCUUCAAAAUACAGGAAAGAAAAUGAGUGUAUUUGCAGUGAAUUUGAAGCAAUUAAAGAGCGAGCAUUGAAAGUCCCUGAGACAUCAGAAGAAAUGAUGGAUCUGAUAUCUUAUGUCGAAAAAGCUCGUACUGUAAGAAUCGAAGAGCUGAUUUUAAGGAUCCAGGAAUCCAAACGCCAGAUGAGUUACUUCUUAGAUGUUUUUCUGUUUCCUAAAGAAGACUUAGCUUUAAAUGCAAAUGUCCUCAUGUGGCCCAGCAAAAUUCGACCCAUCUUUGAUGAGAAUGAUGAGCUCAUUGAGAAUGCUAAGCUUAAAAAAGAAAAUGAGCUAAUUGCCAAGAGAGAGAAACUGAUUUUGGAAAUAGAAAAGAUAGCCCGCCGCAUGGAGGAGUUCACCGAGUUUGCAGAGUUGGAACGCAUGCAGCAGUAUGUGACAGAUAUAAGACAACUUCAAAAACGCAUUCAAGACUCGGAAGAAGCUGUUCAGUUUAUUAAUAAAGAAGAGGAACUUUUCAAAUGGGAAUUGACAAAAUAUCCUGAACUGGAUAAAUUAAAAGUUAACAUUGAGCCCUACCAUAAGUUUUUCAAUUUUGUUUUAAAGUGGCAACGAACAGAAAAACGGUGGAUGGACGGAGGGUUUUUGGACCUCAAUAGGGAAAACCUGGAGGCUGAUGUGGAUGAGUUUUCCCGAGAAAUUUUUAAGACACUGAAGUUUUUCCAAAUGAAACAAAAGAAAGAAUUACAAGAAAAAAGGAAAGCAGAAAGAAAACUAUCUCUGACAGAAGAGAAAGCUGAGGAAGUACCAAAAGAGAAUCCUACAAUUACUAUGUGCAGUGCCGUAAUGGAUCAGAUAAAAGCAUUUAAGGAGUACGUCCCCACCGUCUCCAUCCUGUGCAAUCCAGGAAUGAGAGCCCGACACUGGAAGCAGAUGUCAGACAUCGUGGGCUAUGACCUGACUCCCGACUCUGGCACUACACUGAGAAAAGUCUUAAAAUUAAACCUCGCACCAUACUUGGAAAAAUUUGAAGUGAUAAGUGCAGGGGCAAGCAAGGAAUUUUCAUUAGAGAAAGCGAUGCACACGAUGAUAGGAACUUGGGACGAUAUCGCUUUUCACAUAAGCCUCUAUCGUGAUACUGGAGUCUGUAUUCUUUCUUCGGUGGAUGAGAUUCAGGCUAUCCUUGAUGACCAGAUUAUAAAAACUCAGACGAUCAGAGGCUCACCUUUCAUCAAACCAUUUGAAAAAGAGAUCAAGGCCUGGGAGGACCGUUUGAUUCGAAUACAAGAAACGAUUGAUGAGUGGUUAAAAGUGCAAGCUCAGUGGCUGUAUCUGGAGCCCAUCUUCUGUUCCGAGGAUAUCAUGCAACAGAUGCCGGAGGAAGGGCGUCAGUUUCAGACGGUGGACAGACACUGGAGGGACAUCAUGAAGUUCUGUGCUAAGGACCCAAAGGUUCUUGCUGCUACUUCUUUAACAGGUUUAUUGGAAAAACUACAGAACUGUAAUGAACUUUUGGAGAAAAUUAUGAAAGGACUCAAUGCAUACCUUGAGAAGAAACGUCUGUUCUUCCCCCGUUUCUUCUUCUUAUCCAAUGAUGAAAUGUUAGAGAUUUUGUCAGAGACCAAAGACCCACUCAGAGUUCAGCCUCAUUUAAAAAAGUGCUUUGAGGGCAUUGCAAAGUUGGAGUUCCUUCCCAAUUUGGACAUUAAGGCCAUGUACAGCUCCGAGGGCGAGCGUGUGGAGCUGAUUGCGCUGAUUUCCACGUCUGCAGCGCGCGGUGCCGUGGAAAAGUGGCUCAUCCAAGUGGAAGACCUGAUGCUCCGGAGCAUUCACGACGUGAUCGCUGCGGCCAGGCUGGCUUAUCCAGAGUCUGCGAGAAGUGACUGGGUUCGAGAGUGGCCAGGUCAGGUUGUGCUUUGCGUUUCUCAAAUGUUCUGGACUUCUAAGACACAGGAAGUUCUGAGUGGUGGAUCAAAGGGAUUAAAGAAGUACCAUACAGAACUUCAGAACCAACUGAAUGAUAUUGUAGAGCUGGUCAGAGGAAAACUGUCUAAGCAGACCAGGACUACUCUGGGCGCUUUGGUGACUAUUGAUGUCCAUGCUCGAGAUGUGGUCAUGGACAUGAUUGAACUAGGUGUCUCACAUGAUACAGAUUUCCAGUGGCUGGCUCAGCUCCGUUACUAUUGGGAAUAUGAGAAUGCUCGAGUUCGUAUCAUCAAUUGCAACGUAAAAUACGCUUACGAAUAUCUCGGCAACUCACCCCGACUUGUUAUUACUCCUCUAACUGAUAGAUGUUACAGGACAUUGAUAGGUGCCUUCUAUUUAAACCUUGGAGGAGCUCCAGAGGGGCCAGCAGGCACAGGAAAAACCGAAACCACUAAGGACUUGGCUAAAGCUCUGGCUGUGCAGUGUGUGGUGUUCAACUGCUCAGAUGGGCUGGAUUACCUAGCAAUGGGAAAGUUUUUUAAAGGACUGGCUUCUUCUGGUGCUUGGGCUUGCUUUGAUGAGUUUAACCGAAUCGAGCUGGAAGUGUUGUCAGUGGUAGCACAGCAGAUUCUGUGCAUUCAGAGAGCCAUUCAACAGAAGCUGGAUGUGUUUCUUUUUGAAGGGACUGAACUUAAACUGAAUCCGAACUGUUUUGUGGCAAUUACCAUGAAUCCCGGCUAUGCAGGACGUUCUGAAUUGCCAGACAACCUUAAGGUUCUUUUUAGAACAGUGGCUAUGAUGGUCCCAAACUAUGCCCUCAUAGCAGAAAUCUCCCUCUACUCAUAUGGAUUUUUGAAUGCAAAACCUCUGUCUGUGAAGAUAGUGAUGACUUACAGGCUCUGCUCAGAGCAGCUCUCAUCACAGUUUCAUUAUGAUUACGGAAUGCGAGCAGUGAAAGCAGUUCUAGUGGCUGCUGGAAACCUAAAACUAAAAUUUCCAAAUGAAAAUGAAGAUAUACUUCUUCUUCGAUCAAUUAAAGAUGUCAAUGAACCAAAGUUUCUAUCACAUGAUGUACCUUUAUUUAAUGGGAUAACUAGUGAUUUAUUCCCUGGUAUUAAGCUUCCUGAAGCUGACUAUCAUGAAUUUUUGGAGUGUGCCCAUAAAGCCUGUGAAGUCCAUAAUCUCCAGCCUGUUAAAUUUUUUCUCGACAAAAUAAUUCAGACGUAUGAAAUGAUGAUUGUUAGACAUGGUUUUAUGUUGGUAGGAGAGCCUUUUGCUGCAAAGACCAAAGUUCUGCACGUGUUGGCUGAUACCUUGACUCUUAUGAAUGAACAUGGCUAUGGAGAGGAAGAGAAGGUCAUUUAUCAGACUGUGAACCCCAAAUCCAUUACCAUGGGCCAGCUUUUUGGACAGUUUGACCCAGUGUCUCAUGAGUGGACUGACGGUAUUGUGGCCAACACUUUCAGAGAAUUUGCCUUAGCAGAAACACCUGACCGGAAAUGGGUUGUGUUUGAUGGUCCUAUUGACACCUUGUGGAUAGAGAGCAUGAACACAGUACUGGAUGAUAAUAAAAAGCUUUGCCUCAUGAGUGGAGAAAUAAUUCAGAUGUCCCCUCAAAUGAGCCUCAUCUUUGAAACCAUGGACCUGUCCCAGGCCUCGCCUGCCACCGUCAGCCGCUGCGGCAUGAUUUAUCUGGAGCCCUCACAGCUGGGAUGGGAACCACUCGUGUCUUCCUGGCUGCAUUCACUGAAGGGACCACUGCUUGAGGCAGAACAUCAGGCUCUCCUGAAGGAGCUUUUCGACUGGUUAAUACCACCUGCUCUAAAGUUCCGCAAGAAACAGUGCAAGGAGCUGAUUCCCACGAGCAGCAGCAACGCGGUUGUGUCUCUCACGCGCCUCUUUGAGUCGCUGCUCUGUGAUGUGGUGGAGAGCGAUCCUACAAGCAAGCACAUCCGUGUCUGGAUUAUGGCUUGCUUCAUAUUCUCUUUGAUUUGGUCCCUUGGAGGAAGUUGUGAUACAGACGGUCGCCUUGCUUUUGAUGCUUUCAUACGAUCUACCAUAAUGGGGAAAGAUGAAGACAUACCAGUGCCAGCCCUGGUGGGUAAAUGGGAAUGCCAGUUUGAAGAAAAAGGCCUGGUCUAUGACUACACGUAUGAGUUUAAAAACCGAGGCCGCUGGCUCCACUGGAAUGAAUUAAUUAAAAGUACUAAUUUAGAAGAUAAACGUGUCAAGAUUCAAGACAUCAUAGUCCCCACCAUGGACACCAUUAGAUACACAUUUCUAAUGGAUUUGAGUGUUACCUAUGCGAAGCCGAUGCUUUUUGUGGGUCCAACAGGUACAGGAAAAUCGGUGUAUGUGAAAGAUAAGCUGAUGAAUCACUUGGAAAAGGACCGGUACUUUCCUUUUUAUAUUAACUUCUCUGCACGGACCAGUGCCAACCAGGUGCAGAACAUUAUAAUGGCUAGAUUGGAUAAAAGACGCAAAGGAGUUUUUGGACCACCAAUGGGAAAGAAGUGUAUAAUUUUUAUAGAUGAUAUGAAUAUGCCUGCAUUGGAGAAAUACGGAGCUCAACCUCCUAUUGAAUUAUUACGACAAUUUUUUGACUGUGGAAAUUGGUACGACCUCAAGGACACCAGUAAAAUCACUUUGGUUGACAUCGAGCUGAUUGCCGCCAUGGGCCCGCCAGGUGGUGGAAGAAAUCCCAUCACUCCCCGUUUUGUUCGUCACUUCAACGUCUGCACCAUUAAUGCCUUCAGCGAUGAAACGAUGGUCCGAAUCUUUUCAUCGAUUGUAGCGUUCUACCUCAGGACUCACGAAUUCACCCCGGAGUACUUUAUCGUUGGGAACCAAAUAGUCAGUGGGACUAUGGAGGUAUAUAAGCGAUCCAUGGAGAAUCUCUUGCCCACUCCUGCAAAAUCUCAUUAUACUUUCAACUUGCGUGAUUUUUCGCGAGUCAUCCGGGGCUGCUUACUCAUCGAAAGAGAUUCUGUAGAGAACAAGCGCACUAUGAUCCGACUGUUUGUGCACGAAGUCCUCCGAGUCUUCUACGACCGCCUUGUUAGCGAUGAUGAUCGAAAGUGGCUCUUCAAGUUAACCAAAAGUGUUGUAAAGGAACAUUUUAAAGAAUCAUUUGAUAUGGUCUUUGCACGCUUGAGGAAAGAUAAUGCUCCAAUAACUGAAGAAGAUUUAAGAAAUCUCAUGUUUGGCGAUUAUAUGAACCCUGACCUUGAAGGAGAUAGUAGAGUUUAUAUUGAAAUUCCAAGUAUUCAACAAUUUAAUGAUGUUGUGGAUCAAUGCUUAGAUGAAUAUAAUCAAACUCACAAGACAACAAUGAAUCUUGUCAUUUUUAGGUAUGUUUUGGAGCAUUUAUCAAGAAUAUGCCGAAUUCUGAAGCAGUCGGGUGGAAAUGCUUUGCUCGUUGGCCUUGGAGGCAGUGGCCGUCAAUCUUUAACUCGUCUGGCUACAUCCAUGGCAAGAAUGCAGAUUUUCCAGCCAGAAAUUUCCAAGAGCUAUGGUAUGAAUGAGUGGAGAGAUGAUAUAAAGGGUCUGUUAAAGAAUGUGGGCAUGAAGGGCCAGAAGACAGUCUUUCUCAUCACCGACACUCAGAUCAAAGAAGAAGCUUUUCUUGAGGAUAUUGACAGUGUGCUCAAUACCGGGGAAGUACCUAACAUUUUUGCAGCAGAUGAGAAGCAAGAAGUGAUGGAGGGUGUUCGCCCCAUAGCUCAGGCUGGCCAUAAACAUGAAGAACUCGGUCCCUUGGCUCUGUUUGCUUUCUUUGUGAACUGCUGCAAAGAUAAUCUCCACAUCGUAGUGGCCUUCAGUCCCAUUGGAGAUGCCUUUCGAAAUCGCUUGAGGCAGUUCCCAUCCCUCAUCAAUUGCUGUACCAUUGACUGGUUUCAGCCAUGGCCUGAGGAUGCUCUUGAACGUGUGGCAGUGAAAUUCUUAGAAACUCUGGAGCUUACGGAGGCUGAACGGCGAGAGGUCGUGCCAAUCUGCAAAUACUUUCACACCUCCAUUAUGAAUCUUUCAGAAAGGUUCCUGCACGAGUUGGGACGACAUAACUAUGUGACUGCUACUUCUUACCUUGAACUCAUUGGCUCAUUUCAACAGCUUUUGACUAAGAAGCGACAAGCUGUCAUGGAGGCAAAGCAACGAUAUGUGAACGGGCUUGACAAACUAGCUUUUGCUGAGUCUCAGGUUGGUGAGAUGCAAUUGGAGCUUGUUGAAUUACAGCCCAAAUUAGAGGAAGCUAAAAUUGAAAAUGCACAUAUGAUGCAGGUUAUUGAGAUAGAAUCUGCACAAGUGGAAGCAAAAAGAAAGUUUGUGAAAUUAGAUGAGGAGAUAGCCAGUGGAAAGGCUGAUGAAGCUCAAGCUCUGAAAAACGAGUGUGAGAGUGACCUCGCGGAGGCCAUCCCAGCCCUGGAAGCAGCUUUGUCUGCACUGGACACACUUAAGCCAGCUGAUAUUGCAAUUGUGAAAUCAAUGAAGAAUCCUCCAUCUGGUGUUAAAUUGGUGAUGGCUGCUAUUUGUGUCAUGAAAGAUAUAAAGCCAGAAAAAAUUUCAGAUCCUUCAGGAACUGGAGGGAAGAUACUAGAUUACUGGGGACCUAGCAAAAAACUUCUGGGAGAUAUAAAUUUCUUAAGAGAGUUGAAAGAAUAUGACAAGGACAACAUUCCAGUGACCAUCAUGCAGAAGAUUCGAGGUGAAUACUUGACAAACCCUGAGUUCGACCCCCCCAAGGUCGCCAAGGCUUCUUCGGCCGCGGAGGGUCUGUGUAAGUGGAUCAUGGCUAUGGAAGUGUACGACAGAGUUGCAAAGGUUGUGGCCCCUAAGAAAGCUCGCCUAUCAGAAGCCCAGAAGUCUUUAGCUGAGACCAUGGAACUCUUGAAUCAGAAGAGAGGAGAAUUGGCAGCAGUAGAACAUCAUCUGGAAAAUUUGCAAAAGACGUUUUCUGAGAAAACAGAGGAAAAGGCUGCUUUAGAAGAUCAGGUGGAACUCUGUGCUAAGAAACUUGAAAGAGCUUCAAAACUGAUUGGAGGACUGGGUGGAGAAAAAUCAAGGUGGUCCCAAGCUGCAGACGACCUUCAGAUCACGUAUGAAAAUUUAACUGGCGACGUGUUAGUGUCCGCGGGAGUCAUAGCCUACCUCGGGGCUUUCACGUCUGGCUUCCGGCAAACGUGCACGCAAGAUUGGAGCAAGUUGUGCAAGGAGAAGAAAAUCCCAUGUUCAGAGGAAUUCUCGCUGAGUAAGACCCUGGGUGAUCCAGUAAAAAUCAGAGCCUGGAAUAUUGCUGGGUUACCAACAGAUGCAUUCUCCAUCGAUAACGGAGUGAUUGUGAACAACUCUCGGCGUUGGCCCUUAAUGAUUGACCCCCAGGGACAAGCCAAUAAGUGGAUCAAGAACUCUGAGAAAGACAAUCAACUUAACGUUAUUAAACUAUCAGACGCAGACUACAUGAGAACAUUGGAGAACUGUAUUCAGUUUGGAACUCCGCUUUUGUUGGAAAAUGUUGGCGAAGACUUGGAUCCAUCUUUGGAGCCCUUACUACUCAGACAAACUUUUAAACAAGGUGGCAUUGAUUGCAUGAGACUUGGUGAAGUAAUCAUUGAGUAUUCCUUUGACUUCAAAUUUUAUAUCACCACCAAACUGAGAAACCCUCAUUAUAUGCCAGAGCUAGCCACAAAGGUGUCUUUGCUGAAUUUCAUGAUAACUCCAGAAGGACUUGAAGAUCAAUUACUUGGUAUUGUUGUUGCCAAGGAGAGACCAGAAUUAGAGGAGGAACGAAAUGCUCUUAUUCUUCAGUCUGCAGCUAAUAAGAAGCAGCUUAAAGAUAUAGAGACAAAAAUUUUAGAAACAUUGUCAUCUUCUGAAGGGAACAUUUUAGAAGAUGAGAGUGCAAUUAAAGUCCUAGAUUCUGCCAAAAUGAUGUCCAAUGAAAUAUCAAAGAAGCAGCAGGUUGCAGAAAAAACAGAGCUCAAGAUAGCAGAGUCUCGAGAAGGCUACAGGCCCAUUGCCAAGCAUUCGUCCGUGUUGUUCUUCAGCAUCGCAGACCUGGCGAACAUCGACCCCAUGUACCAGUACUCUCUCACCUGGUUUGUGAGCCUGUACAUCAACUCCAUUCAUGUCAGUAACAAAUCAAAAAUUUUGGAAAAGCGCCUACGAUAUUUAAAUGAUCACUUCACCUACAACUUAUACUGUAAUAUAUGCCGAUCACUAUUUGAAAAGGACAAGCUGUUAUUUUCCUUUUUAUUAUGUGCCAAUCUUCUUCUGGCAAGGAAAGAGAUUGAAUACCAGGAACUGAUGUUUCUUUUAACUGGAGGAGUAAGCCUUAGGAGUGCAGAGAAAAAUCCCGACCCAACUUGGCUACAGGAUAAAAGCUGGGAGGAAAUUUGUCGUGUAAACGAACUUCCCGCCUUCAGAGGACUCCGAAAUCAUUUUUGUGACCAUAUACAGGAAUGGCGGGAUAUCUAUGACAGUAAAGAGCCACACAAUGCUAAAUUUCCAUCACCAAUGGAUACCAAGCUCAAUGAGCUACAGAAAAUAAUAGUUCUUCGUUGCUUAAGACCUGAUAAGAUAACUCCAGCUAUAACAAAUUAUGUCACUGACAAACUAGGGAAAAAGUUUGUAGAGCCUCCACCAUUUGAUUUGACAAAGAGUUACCUGGACUCAAACUGCACGGUUCCCUUAGUUUUUGUGCUGUCUCCAGGAGCAGAUCCUAUGGCCAGCUUACUGAAAUUUGCGAAUGAUAAAUCUAUGUCUGGAAAUAAGUUUCAAGCGAUUUCCCUGGGACAAGGACAAGGACCAGUUGCUACAAAAAUGAUCAAAGCGGCAGUGGAAGAAGGAACGUGGGUUUGCCUACAGAACUGUCACCUUGCCGUCUCCUGGAUGCCCACGUUAGAAAAAAUAUGUGAAGAUUUUACUCCUGAGAUCUGUAACCCCUCCUUUCGACUUUGGCUCACAAGCUAUCCAUCUCCAAAAUUCCCAGUCACAAUUCUGCAGAAUGGAGUAAAAAUUACUAACGAACCCCCCACAGGUCUUCGGCUAAAUCUCCUUCAGUCGUAUCUCACGGAUCCAGUUUCUGAUAAUCAGUUUUUCAAGGGAUGCCAGGGAAAAGAACUGGCCUGGGAGAAGUUGCUGUUUGGAGUUUGUUUCUUUCAUGCCCUUGUGCAAGAGAGAAAGAAAUUUGGUCCUCUUGGUUGGAAUAUUCCAUAUGGAUUUAACGAAUCAGAUUUACGCAUCAGUAUCCAACAGCUUCAGCUAUUUAUAAAUGAAUAUGAUACCAUUCCAUUUGAAGCCAUCUCUUACCUGACUGGGGAGUGUAAUUAUGGAGGAAGAGUGACCGAUGAUUGGGACAGACGUCUCCUGUUAACCAUGCUGGCUGACUUUUAUAAUUCACAGAUAAUUGAAAACCCUCAUUAUAAGUUUUCUCCCAGUGGCAACUACUAUGCGCCUCCCAAAGGCACCUAUGAUGACUAUAUUGAAUUUAUUAAGAAACUUCCAUUUACUCAAGAACCGGAGGUGUUUGGAUUACAUGAAAAUGUUGAUAUCUCCAAAGAUCUUCAGCAAACCAAAAUCCUCUUUGAGUCCUUGCUGCUUACCCAAGGAGGCUCCAAACAGACCGGAUCUUCAGAAGGCACUGACCAGAUUCUGUUAGAGAUCACCACGGAUAUUCUGAACAAGCUCCCAAGUGACUUUGACAUUGAAAUAGCACUACUGAGAUAUCCUGUGAGAUAUGAAGAGAGCAUGAAUACUGUGUUAGUACAAGAAAUGGAGAGAUUUAACAAUUUGAUUAGAACUAUACGCAACACUCUAUGGGACCUUGAAAAGGCGAUUAAGGGUGUUGUUGUAAUGGACUCUGCGCUGGAGGCCCUGUCUGGCAGCUUACUUAUUGGAAAGGUUCCAGAAAUAUGGGCAAAACGGUCAUACCCAAGUCUUAAGCCCCUAGGAAGUUACAUCACAGAUUUCCUAGCCCGGUUGGAAUUUUUACAGGUCUGGCACGAUUCAGGAAAACCUUGUGUGUUUUGGCUGUCAGGUUUCUUUUUCACCCAAGCCUUUUUAACUGGAGCAAUGCAGAAUUAUGCCAGAAAAUACACCAUCCCUAUUGAUUUACUAGGAUUUGAGUUUGAGGUUAUUCCUUCUGAUAAAUCCGACACGUCGCCAGAAGACGGCGUCUACAUCCACGGGCUGUACCUGGACGGCGCACGCUGGGACAGGGAAAGUGGAUUGCUUGCUGAACAAUAUCCCAAACUUCUGUUUGACCUGAUGCCCAUCAUAUGGAUUAAACCAACUCAAAAGUCUCAGAUUGUGAAAUCCAGUGCCUAUGUCUGCCCCCUCUACAAGACAAGUGAACGCAAAGGAACCCUUUCCACCACAGGACAUUCCACGAAUUUUGUCAUCGCAAUGUCAUUGAAAACAGACCAGCCCACCCAGCACUGGAUCAAGCGUGGGGUCGCUUUGCUUUGCCAGUUGGAUGAUUAA
Messenger RNA from Lepus europaeus (European hare), 11883 nucleotides. It is a transcript of the gene DNAH12, whose product is annotated as dynein axonemal heavy chain 12. Lineage: Eukaryota; Metazoa; Chordata; Mammalia; Lagomorpha; Leporidae. Bases 1 to 11883 code for a protein of 3960 amino acids. The transcript is spliced from 73 exons. Gene Ontology annotation, cellular component: dynein complex. The record is from RefSeq and is a predicted model, not a curated record. Gene Ontology annotation, molecular function: dynein intermediate chain binding; ATP binding; dynein light intermediate chain binding. Gene Ontology annotation, biological process: microtubule-based movement.